AUGGGCGCGGGAGCCGGCUGCGGGUGCGGGAAGCCGGCUGGACGACGCGGCGCGCCGGACUCGGCACAAGCGCCGCAGGCGGCCAGGGGCGCGGGAGUGCAGGUGCGCGGCGAUGGGGAGUCGGGCGCGGGGCACAGUGCGAUGGCGCAUGGACGCGCAGCAGGCCCGGGGCGGGGCAGGCCGGCCAAGUCGGCUCGGGAGGCCCUGCGCGGAGAUGGCGAGUCGGCGGGUGCGCCGGGGCCAAGCGGCGCGGGCGCGGGGCAGGCCGGCCAAGGCCAGCGCGCGGAGGCGGCCAUGGGGCAGGGCGGAGGGGCCACGGCGACCCGGCGCGCAGGGGAGUCGGCCGCGGAGGGCUCGGGCAUGGCCCGUCGGGGGCGCUCGCGCGGAGGUGUGGAGCCGGCUGGCAGUCUCGCGGGGAGGGAGGCGGCCGCGGCGACCCGGGCGCAGGGGAGUCGACCGCGGAGGGCUCGGGCGUGGCCCGACGCUGGUGCUCGUGCGGAGUAG
This is a messenger RNA of Aegilops tauschii subsp. strangulata, 504 nucleotides long. NCBI's taxonomy places the organism in Eukaryota, Viridiplantae, Streptophyta, Magnoliopsida, Poales, Poaceae. The record is from RefSeq and is a predicted model, not a curated record.